AUGUCAGCGUCGUUUGUUGGCGCCAUCGAUCAAGGAACCACAAGCUCGCGCUUCAUUGCGUUCGAUCAUAGUGGCAAGAUACUGGCCACGCAUCAAAUAGAACACAAGCAGAUCUACCAAAAACCAGGAUGGUGUGAGCACGAUGCUGAAGAGAUCAUGCACAACGUCGAGACGUGCGUGCACGAGGCGCUGGCCAAAAGCAGCAUUCAUCUCUCGCAGCUACAGGCCAUUGGCAUUACGAAUCAGCGCGAGACGUCUCUGAUAUGGGACCGCGUCACUGGCAAGCCGUUUUAUAAUGCUAUCGUGUGGCACGAUACACGCACCAUCGAGAUCGUCCAUCGCCUUAAGAAUGGAGAAGGUGAGGGUUUCUUGGACACAGGUGCUGACCGAUUUCGCACCAUCACGGGCUUACCGAUCGCCACUUACUUUUCAGCUGUUAAAAUUAUGUGGAUGCUUGAGAACGUUCCUGGCCUAAGAGCUAAGGCCGAGUCUGGUAACGCUCUCUUUGGCAAUAUGGAUACGUGGCUUAUCUGGAAGCUCAGCGGGGGCGCUAACGGUGGCGUGCACGUAACGGAUGUGACAAACGCCUCGCGCACGAACCUUAUGAAUUUGGUAUCCCUUCAAUGGGACGACGACAUUUUGAAAUGCCUAAACAUUCCUAAAUGCAUGCUACCAGCUAUAAAGUCUAGCUCCGAAGUGUACGCAUCGGGCCACAAAGAUAGUGUGAUACCUGAUAUUCCAAUUUCGGGCGACUUAGGUGACCAGCAGGCAGCUCUUUUCGGCCAGACUUGCUUCUCGCCAGGGGAUGCUAAGAACACGUACGGCACAGGCUGCUUUUUUAUGAUGAAUACCGGUCUCAAGCCCAUGCCCUCGAACAAGGGCCUGCUCACGACUGUGGGCUAUAAAAUUGGUGACCGACCGCCUAUAUAUGCACUAGAGGGGUCAAUUUCAUAUGCUGGAUCUCUUGUUCAGUGGCUGCGAGACAAUUUAAAGCUGAUCAAGAGUGCACCUGACGUCGAAAAAUAUGCUAAGAAAGUUAAAGACAAUGGUGGCGUCUACCUCGUUCCAGCUUUCUCUGGUCUAUUUGCACCUCGCUGGCGUAACGACGCGCGUGGUGUCAUGGUCGGUCUGACCUCCUUCGCCAACCGCGACCAUGUUUGUCGCGCUGCUCUAGAGGCAACAGCUUUUCAGACACAAGAAGUAGUUGCGGCUAUGGAGGCUGACAGUGGUGUACAUUUGACCAAGCUUAAGGUGGAUGGUGGUAUGGUGGUGAAUCAGACGUUGAUGCAGUUCCAGUCAGAUGUGCUGGACGUGCCAGUUGUGUGUCCAGUAAUUGCAGAGACAACAGCACUGGGGGCCGCCUAUGCCGCCGGUCUUGCCGUGGGAUUCUGGAACGAUAUUGAGGAGCUGCGCGAGAAAUGGCAAGUGGGUUCCACUUGGAAUCCAGACAUGGAAGCCAAGGACCGAAUUUAUCUCUUAUCACAGUGGAACAAAGCCGUCGAACGGACACUUAAUUGGGAGGAGCAAUAA
Messenger RNA from Plasmopara halstedii, 1530 nucleotides. RefSeq names its product glycerol kinase. The record is from RefSeq and is a predicted model, not a curated record. NCBI's taxonomy places the organism in Eukaryota, Oomycota, Peronosporomycetes, Peronosporales, Peronosporaceae. Gene Ontology annotation, biological process: carbohydrate metabolic process; glycerol-3-phosphate metabolic process. The transcript has a single exon. Bases 1 to 1530 code for a protein of 509 amino acids. Gene Ontology annotation, cellular component: cytosol. Gene Ontology annotation, molecular function: glycerol kinase activity.